Messenger RNA from Brassica rapa (field mustard), 2813 nucleotides. RefSeq names its product receptor-like protein 11. The record is from RefSeq and is a predicted model, not a curated record. Gene Ontology annotation, molecular function: protein binding. Lineage: Eukaryota; Viridiplantae; Streptophyta; Magnoliopsida; Brassicales; Brassicaceae.
UGAGGACUUGAUGAAAUCUUUAAUAUAUGCAUGAAUCUUUAGAAUGGGUUUUCAGUGAAUUUAGAAAAAGAAAAAAAAAGAGGUACAGAACUUAAAUAAAACGUCAAGUGAUAUUUGGGUUGAUGGAGAAAGAGACGAGAGCAUUUUUCAUUGACGAAGACUUGGCCAAUCAACGACGAGUUGACGCAAGACUAACCAAGUCACACUAGGUUAUAACUUCCUUCUAUAAGAGAAUUAGAGAACCAGUGAAGCAUACAACAGCAUAACUCAUUACUUUAACAACAUCAAACUCAAAAACAGAGAUGAUGACUCGAAACCAUUGUUAUUGUUUUUCUAGUAUUAUUACCAUCUAUUUCUCAUUCCUAAUCCACAGUACUCUUGCUUCUCCUAGGCUCCACUUUUGCCGCCACGACCAGAGGGAUGCUCUGUUGGAAUUCAUGCAUGAGUUUCCUGUUGAUAAGUCUUUUCCAAGUUCGUGGAACAAAAGCAGCGAUUGCUGUUUUUGGGAGGGAGUCGAGUGCCAUAAUAAAUCUGGCCAGGUUAUAUCACUCGUCCUUUCUGGUAAAUAUCUUAACGGCUCUAUGAAACCAAACAGUAGCCUCUUCAAACUCCAAUAUCUUCGUGAUUUAAUCCUUAUUGAUUGCAAUCUCCAAGGAGAGAUUCCUUCUUCACUAGGAAACCUUUCUCGUCUCACUCAUGUUGACCUUUAUGGUAAUCAAUUGGUAGGUGAGAUUCCGAUUUCAAUCGGCAAUCUAAACCAACUAAGAUAUCUUACGUUUGGGUAUAAUGGUCUCACAGGAGAAAUUCCUUCAUCACUAGGAAACCUUUCUCGUCUAUUAAAUCUUGAACUUAGGUAUAAUCAUUUGGAAGGUGAAAUUCCAACUUCCAUCGGAAACCUCAAGGAACUAAGAUGGUUUCGGCUUGAAUAUAACAAGUUAUGUGGUAACAUUCCUAUUUCAGUCACCAAUUUAACGAAUCUUUCCUCUUUUAUCAUCCACUCUAAUAACUUCACUUCCACACUUCCAUCUAACAUGAGUGGAUUCCACAACUUGGAGACGUUUGAUAUUGGUGAAAACUCGUUUCAUGGGCCUUUCCCUAAUUCUUUGUUCUCGAUUCCCUCGUUGCAAUGUGUUGAUUUGGGAAAAAACCAUUUCACGGGAUCUAUACAGUUUGUGAAGAAUACAUCUUCAUUAUCAUCUGAGCUUCGUUCUCUAGACCUUUCUCAUAACACAUUCAGUGGCCUGAUCCCGGAAUCCAUAUCUAAAUUUCUCGACCUUGAUGAUUUACGUCUUAGCCACAAUAAUUUCAGUGGGGCAAUCCCUUGUUCUAUAUCAAAGUUAAUCAACCUGUCUUCUCUUGGUCUUUCCAAUAACAAUUUGGAAGGUAAAUUACCAAGUUGCCUAUGGAGAUUGAGGUGGCUGGAGUUUAUGGAUCUAAGCUCGAAUUAUUUCCGAGGAUCAUUUCCCCAUUGGAUCUGCAAGCUUAAAGGGUUAAGGAAUUUAGAUUUGUCCAACAAUCUCUUCAACGGCUCCAUUCCUCCAUGUUUAAGGAACUCCAUUGAUUCUCUUGAAUACCUUAUUUUGCAUAACAACAGUUUCAGUGGAAUUCUUCCAGAUAUAUUUGCCACUGCUACAGAGUUGCUUAUCAUCGACGUUGGUCAUAACCAUCUGGAGGGAAAUCUUCCAAAAUCCUUGAUUCAUUGCGAAGGUCUGCAGGUUGUGAAUGUGGAAUAUAACAGAAUCAAGGAUAAGUUUCCAUCUUGGUUGGGAUCUCUACAAUCACUAAAUGUUCUCAGCCUCAGAUCAAACAAGUUUUACGGGCCGUUGUAUCAGCGGAAUGUGUCGAUUGGGUUUCAGAGUAUAUGCUUCAUUGAUCUUUCACAUAACGACUUAAGUGGAACUCUUCCACCUUCCUAUUUUUCCAACUGGCUUGGAAUUACCAAAAUUUACGACUUCCGCAAAAAGACCACAAGAUAUUACUACGAACUGAAUGUCUUGACAAUCCAAGCACAGAUGGAUAUCGUGAAUAAAGGAGUGGAAAUGAGGUACGAGAAAAUCCGAGAAGACUUCGGAGCCAUCAAUUUGGCUGGAAACAGACUUUACGGCAAAAUCCCUGAAUCUAUUGGCCUCGUGAAGGAAUUGCGUCUUCUCAACUUAUCAGGCAACGCAUUCACAAGUGAUAUUCCACAAUCUUUGGCAAAUUUGACAAAUCUUGAGACGUUGGACCUCUCCAAUAACAAGUUGUCUGGUCAAAUCCCACAAGAUCUUGGUAAGCUUUCAUUUCUGUCAUACAUGAACUUCUCUCAUAACCUUCUCAGUGGUCCAGUGCCACGUGGCACACAGUUUCAAAGCCAGAACUGUUCUUCAUUCUCGGACAACCCUGGACUCUACGGUCUCGAAGAAAUCUGUCCCCAAGCCCAUGUCCCAUAUCCCCUCGAGGAAUCGCCGGAGGCAGAGGAACAUAUGUUUAACUGGGUAGCAGCUGCAAUAGCAUAUGGACCUGGUGUAUUAUGUGGCUUGGUGAUCGGACAUAUCUUUGCUUCACACAAUCAAGAGUGGUUCACAGAAAGGUUUGGUCGAAGACAACUCAGAACCACCAGUGCUCGUUAAGCCCAUCUCUAGUAGCCUCUCUAAUAAGCAUUUCUAAGGCGUAUGUUGUCCAUUGUCAUGAGUCUUGUUCGUGUUUUUACUCAAUUUGCCAUGUUUCUUCUCCAAACUACUCGUCUGUGUUUGUUUGUAAUUUUCUAUUAAUGGUUUUGUAAUGAAAGUCUUGUUAAAAAAGUACUUGAAUUAUUGAUAUAUUAUCAACUUUUA